Messenger RNA from Mucor mucedo, 273 nucleotides. RefSeq names its product Bromodomain-containing protein. The record is from RefSeq and is a predicted model, not a curated record. Gene Ontology annotation, molecular function: protein binding. Lineage: Eukaryota; Fungi; Mucoromycota; Mucoromycetes; Mucorales; Mucoraceae. The annotation marks the transcript as partial. The transcript has a single exon.
AUGAUUUAUUGCUUUAGAUUAGAUAAGAAGGACCUAUUCAAAUAUCCAGUGACAAGAGAUAUGGCUUCUGAUUAUUACGACAUUGUGAAAACUCCCAUGUCCUUCGCUGACGUCCUUGAGAAACUCUCUCUCCACUUAUACCUCACUUUAGAUAAUUUAGCCGAUGACCUCUCACUGAUCUGGAAAAACAGCAUGCUUUACAACCAAAAAGACACAUUGUAUUAUAAAUUAGCUCAACGCCUGGAAAAAACUGCCGAAUCAUUGAUAGCCGAA